CCCCAGUCCUGGGUAUGUCCAGCGUGAGAGUUGGGAGUAGUAGUGUUGUAAACACAGGCUUGAACCCUUACGAUACUGCUGUUAACCGUUCCUCUGCUGGUGUCACAAGUUUCGUUCGGUUGGGAUGGGAAGUAGGGCUUUUGGUAGUCAGUCUUUUAUUCCAGGAAUAGGUAGUGGGGCUUUCAGUGGCCAGUCUUCUAUUCCACCCGCACCUACUGCUUCAAGUAGAUGGUGGGAAAAUGUCGCCGGUGGAACCACAUUGCUUCCUGGGGCCGGCAUUACAAAACCAGGAGAAAACUUGGGUAGGAGCCCUUUGAAAGUUCCCAAAGCUCUUGUGUUCGACGGAUCGGACGUUGCAUACCCGUCAUGGUCAUAAAACUGUCUGCUGUGUGCCCGACACAACAACUUGUUAGAAGCAUUUACUUCUGUAGUGGAAAUUCCGAUCGCAAGCAUUGAAUUCGACUUGACCCCUUGGGUAGACAAAGGAUUCAGUGUGGAUGUGCUGCGCCAGGCAGGAGAACGACCUGGGAGGACGGAAGGACGUUGCGUCCGUAGGGGGUAAACAUUACCCCAUGAUAGUGAAGGAUUAUUUCACAAGACGUACAUGGACGUAUUUCCUGGAAAGUAAAUCAGACGCUGCCAGUGCUUUCCGGGGUUUUCUCGCAAGUGUGCGUGCUGAUGGUACCCCAUCAUUAGUUGAGAUUGUUAGAUCUGACAAUGGUGUUGAGUUUUUCGGAGGAGAAUUUGCGUCCGUGUGCAACGAGCUCCUGAUUAAUAAGCAAAAGUUCACCCUAGCUUACAGUCCCCAAUACAACGGUGUUGCAGAGCGUGGUUUGGGAUUGAUUGAGGCGGCGGCAAUGGCUACCCGUAUUCAGGCAAAAGUUUUGUUUGGGCAUGUGCAAUUACCCAAGACUGAUAGACUAUGGGCUGAGGCGAUGCACUGGGCUUGGGAAGCAAUUAACCACACAGCUUGUUCCGCUAACCCCGAUAGGAGAUCGCCGCAUGAGAUGUGGCAUGGUCAAGCUAGUCCUGCUAGACCGCAUCCGUUUUUGAAACCGGCUUACCGUAGGUGGCAGCGACCGUCGAAGCUGCUGCUGAAGGAGGAGGGAGGGGAGGAACGGCCGGAGACAGAGGAGGCAGAAUCGGCGGGUUCGGGAGGGCAGGAGGUAGAGUCGGAGAGUCAGGAAGGGUUGGAUGAAGAGCUGGUUGAGCCGGGAGGGCAGGAGGUAGAAUCAGAGUCAUUUCCCCGUGCUACGCACGUACCAUCUAAUCAUCGUGCGCGGCAUGAGUUUGCUAGUUACAACACUGCUGCAAAUGAGAAUGUUGAAGUCAGAGAAGGCAGAACCCGUGCGCAAACUCGGGCAGUAAAUCAGCAGAGCGUAACCGGCCUCAUGGCCGGAACGUUCGCGUUAGCAGUAAAGGCCCCGACAGGCUGUAUCGUGAUAGAUGCUGGAUUGGUCUAUAAAUGGAAAGCAGACGAAACAGGCAAGAUAGUGAAGGCCAAGGCUAGGUUUGUAGCGAAGGGCUUGGCGAAGAAGCAUGGUGUGGGUUAUCUUGAGACUUUCUUGCCUGCUGCAAAUGCUGCAUCGAUUCGUUUGCUGGUAGCAUUGGCGUGCAAGUACAACUUGGAAUUACUCCACUUUGACAUUGAGCAAGCGUUUGUUCAGUCGGAAUUGGAUCAUGAGGUGUUCGUGAAGUUGCCUCCUGGCUGCGAGUCGAUCUCAGGAAAGGUCGUCCGUUUAGACAAGAGUUUGUAUAGCCUGAGGCAGGCAUGNCAUGAGGUGUUCAUGAAGUUGCCUCCUGGCUGCGAGCCGGUGUCAGGAAAGGUCGUCCGUUUAGACAAGAGGUUGUAUGGACUGAGGCAGGCAUCUAGAACAUUUCACAAGAGACUAGUGUCGGACCUGAUGACAAUUGGUUUUGAGCAGUCUCUGUCUGACCCGUGUGUUCUCCGUUUCAUAAUGGGGGACGAGGUGAUGGGUAUGGUCGCGAUUCAUGUGGAUGACAUUCUGUAUGCAGGAAUUGAGAGCCUUGCCAAGACGGUUGUGGAAGCGCUAGGUGACUCUCUUUCCACGAAGAAUUUGAGCGAGGUCAAGUUCUUUCUUGGUUGCGCAUGUAGUCGCGACCGCGAGGCUGGCACGAUUGAGAUUUCUCAAGAGAGUUACAUAAGGAGUGCUCUCGAGGGAGUCAAUAUUUGUCGCACCAGCUCGAUCCCCGCUUCCCCUGCUAACGCUUACAGGUCCGUGAUUGAGGAUACCACCCCCCUCUCUAGCUGGUGA
Messenger RNA from Ectocarpus sp. CCAP 1310/34, 2276 nucleotides. Lineage: Eukaryota; Phaeophyceae; Ectocarpales; Ectocarpaceae. The record is from the annotation of a GenBank genome assembly.